Messenger RNA from Hemiscyllium ocellatum (epaulette shark), 2072 nucleotides. It is a transcript of the gene gpr68, whose product is annotated as ovarian cancer G-protein coupled receptor 1. Gene Ontology annotation, biological process: cellular response to pH; G protein-coupled receptor signaling pathway. Gene Ontology annotation, cellular component: membrane. The transcript has 2 exons. The record is from RefSeq and is a predicted model, not a curated record. Gene Ontology annotation, molecular function: G protein-coupled receptor activity. The coding region runs from base 474 to 1454 and encodes 326 amino acids. NCBI's taxonomy places the organism in Eukaryota, Metazoa, Chordata, Chondrichthyes, Orectolobiformes, Hemiscylliidae.
UCCUGCACUAAAGGGCACGGCGCUGUGAUGUAGGGAGCUCUCUCUCUCUCUCUGACGGCUACUCAAACUCACCUUCAGACCAUAAAUGGUGCAGAAACAGCCCAGGGGGUGUGUGUGGAUGUAGAUGGUGCUCAGUCUCUGUGAGAAGGCGGUGAUGAUAGAGAUCGGUGUGAGUCCUGAUCGCUCCUUGACCCUUAACCACUUGUUGUGAAUGCCAGACCGUGCAAAUCGAGGGGGAUAGAGGCGUCUAACUGUAACGUGGAAAGAGUCGCCAAACUUCACAUCGAUCAAUUCACCCAAGAAGGAAAUUCCGGAAAGGCUCCGACUGUCUGUCAGGAAUAGACAACAGGGACUGACUCACAGGUGACUAUCUUCGGUGAAGAGGAAUUAAAAAUAAAACUAGCAUUGAGGUUUGAAAUCACAAACUCAGGACCUCGCAAAAAAACAUUUAUUGGACAGCAUUGUGUUGAACGAUGAACAACUGUACUGUUGAGCACAGUAUCCACCAGAUCCUGUUUCCCGCCGUCUACAUUGGGGUCUUCAUCAUUGGACUCCCGAUUAACCUCCUGUCCCUGUAUCACAGCUACCUACAGAUCAAGAAGAAGAAUGAGCUGGGAAUCUAUCUCUGUAAUCUGACCAUCUCAGACCUUUUGUACCUCCUUUCCUUACCUUUGUGGAUUCAGUACAUGCUACAGCACGAUGACUGGCAAUAUUCUCGGGAACUUUGCAUCUUCAGCGGUCUGCUCCUCUACCAGAAUAUUUACAUCAGUAUUGGCUUCCUCUGCUUCAUUGCCAUUAACCGCUACCUUGUUGUGGCUUACCCUUUGAAAUUUAAAUUCAUACACAGCAGGAAGGCAGCUUUGCUCAUCAGUAUUCUCAUCUGGCUCAAGGAGAUAGCCAUCUGCACCAUUUACAUGGGCUCCAAGGUUCUCAGUAAAGAUGAGGGGAAUGACACCCUGUGUUUCGAACAUUAUCCUUUGCGCCUAAAGGACAAAUAUUUAAAUAUUUACAAACUCUCCAUUGGCUUUGGUCUCCCUUUGAUUUUAUUAAUCUACUCUUACUAUAAACUGUUGAGGGUUGUCCACAAAGUGCGUGGUGUUCAAGAAGAGCGAAAAUUACGAAUAAAAAAAUUGGUAUCUGGGACAAUCAUCAUUUUUCUGGUUUGCUUUGCCCCUUAUCACAUUUUCCUGAUGGUUCGAACCAUAUUUGAGUAUGACUGUUCCUUUGCUGACAGCAUUUUUGAGGUUUACCAUAUCGGCCUCCUGCUGAUGAGCUUUAAUUGUGUGGCAGAUCCCAUCUUGUACUGUUUCGUAUCUCCAAGUUCACAAGGCUGGUUAGCAAGGUUCCUCGAUCCUGUUAUCAAGCUACUUCCUUGCAGAACGAAUGAAGUAAUUGUGACUCCAGCAGCUCCAAUCAAAUCGACAGUUAUGAAUAAAACUGAAUUAACACAAUAAAGAUGUGGAAAGCGGGGCUGUAUUUAAUGGGUAAUGGGUUUUGGGAGUUCAGUUAUGAGUACAGCUCACAUAAACUGUGAUAUAUAUUCAUUCUAUCAUUGUACAUUAUGGUUAAUGUGAUUGAGGUGUUUGUAACACUUCAUUAUUUCUGCUGGCCACGUGGAGAGAAAAUAUCUUCCCUGUUGCGGUAACCCAAUACAAGGAGCUGUCUUUUAAUAUGUUCAGAGCCCAUUUUCACCCAAAUGGCAAAGCAUUGCCACGCUGGCAAUUUGAAAUACAAUAAAUAAAAAUGAAAUGUAAACAGAAAAUGCUGGAGCAAGCCAGCAGGUCUUGCCCCAUCCAUGGAGAGAGUGGUAGUGCUUGGAGAACCCCAAAUAAGUCAUAUCAGACUCAAAAUAUUAAUUAUGUUUCUCUCUCCACAGAUGCUGUCAGUCCUGCUGAGUUUCUCCUGCACUUUGUGUUUUUAUUUCAUCCAAAUCGCUACAAAAAUCUGAAAUUCUUAUUUGUAAUGUUACACGUGAAUGGGUGUUUUCAUGGCUCUUACCAAUGGGCUUUGAGAAGAGUUUAGCUCGGGUUGAGGUUUUGGAUGUAGGUUUGCUCGCUGAGCUGAAAGGUUCA